This is a messenger RNA of Bombus impatiens (common eastern bumble bee), 1701 nucleotides long. RefSeq lists its product as uncharacterized. NCBI's taxonomy places the organism in Eukaryota, Metazoa, Arthropoda, Insecta, Hymenoptera, Apidae. The record is from RefSeq and is a predicted model, not a curated record. The coding region runs from base 165 to 1079 and encodes 304 amino acids. The transcript has a single exon.
UUACAGUGAAUAAACAUUUAUCGUUGAGUAAAUCUGAGUUUUCCUUCCGCACCUAUCACGACAUCCCACCUCAAAUUGGUGGCCCCGACGUGAUUUUCAGUGAAAGAGGUGACCGUGAUAGUGCUCGUGAGACGUUAAACACCGCGAAUUUGAGACAGUCCGAAAUGACUAAUACCGCCAAUUCCGAACGUACGACGAUCGGCAGGAACAACGUAAACUCGAUAAAUGCAUUCCUCCGCGUGCCACCGUUCUGGCCUGACGAUGUUGACUUGUGGUUCGCGGUGCUGGAAGUGCAAUUUGAAGCUGCCCGGAUCACGGGCGAUAAGGAAAAAUACCUCGUCGCUGUUGCACAUCUCGACAAGUCGCACGUGAGAUUAAUCCGAGACGUAUUGAAAGCCCCACCGGCGACCGGACGUUACGAGUUCGUCAAAAAGGAGCUCAUCAAAAGAUUGGGAGAGUUGGACGCCAAGAGACUCCAACAAGUAAUCGAGAAGGAACAAAUGGGUGAUAGAACGCCAUCCCAAUUCUAUCGGCACCUAAGAAACCUAGCCACCAACUCGUUAGCAGACGAUGUCAUCCUCAUCGUCUGGGAAGGUCGACUUCCACCGCGCAUACGGAGCAUCCUAGCCUCCCUACAGGGCAUAGACGAAUCUGUACAGAACAACGAUCCGGAAUCCCGCAUACAAAUUGCCGAUAACAUUUACGAAGCCACCCCGGAAUCAGGGCAGAUCGCCGCGGCCAGCGUAGGCCGACUUCCUACGAUAACCCUCCUACCUGGCCAGAACAGCGGAAUAGGCGACGCCAUGGCAGCCGUCGUCAACAUGGUCACCGAGCGGUUAGCGCGAAUGGACGCCCAAAUGAGCGAGAUGCGAUCGCAAGUAGCCGAGCUAAGAAGCAAUGAACACCGUCGGGCAAGAUCACAAUCACGCUCGCGUACACAAUUCCGCCGCCGUUCGCGUCCUCGCGAUCCGCCGCGGCAAGACGGGCUGUGUUACUAUCACGCACAGUUCCGAGAAAGCGCGAGAAAGUGCACACUCCCUUGCUCGUGGAAUUCGGGAAACGGGACCAGCCGUCCGUAAAAGCGGCAAACGACGACGGUUUGGCGUUUCGCCGCAUAUUCGUAACAGACAAGAACUCGCGGAUCUCCUACCUCAUCGACACCGACGCCGAUGUCUGCGUAUACCCGCGCAACAAGCUACACGGACACGUGAACAGAAGCGAGUACGAGCUGUUCGCGGCCAACGGCACACGAAUCACAACAUACGGCACCAUCGCGAUCAACCUAAACCUGUCCCUGCGCAAAGCAUUCAAGUGGGACUUUACAGUAGCCCACGUCAAAACGCCCAUCAUCGGCAUGGAUUGUUUAAGUCACUACGGGUUGCUCGUGGACCCGCGAAACAAAAGGCUCAUCGACACGACAACCCAAAUGUCAUCAAGGGGAUACACCGCCACGACAGACGAAGUGUCCGUUAAGACCAUCAUCGGCGAAUAACCAUACCACCAACUCUUGGCAGAAUUCCCGGACCUCAUCCGCCCACCGAUUUUCGGAAGAGAGAGGAUUCGACACGGUGUGGUACACCACAUCAAAACCACACCCGGUCCAUCAGUCUACAACAAACCACGCCGUCUCGCACCUGAUCGACUUAAGCAGGUAAAGGCGGAAUUUGAACAUAUGAUUGAGCAAGGCGUAAUGCGACCAUC